GCUCGCCCCCCAUUUCCCCAUCUCUCUUCUUCUUCUUCUUCUUCCCCAUCCAGAGGAGGAAGGAAGAAGAAUAAGCAGGAGGCCUCUCCCCCCCAGCCCAGCCACCCCGUAGCGACGACGGAGGGCGGAAGAGGAUGAGCGCGUCCAGGUUCAUAAAGUGCGUCACGGUCGGGGACGGCGCCGUCGGCAAGACCUGCAUGCUCAUUUCCUACACCUCCAACACCUUCCCCACCGACUAUGUUCCGACGGUGUUUGACAACUUCAGUGCUAACGUUGUGGUUGAUGGUAACACUGUCAACCUCGGCCUCUGGGACACUGCAGGUCAAGAGGAUUACAACAGACUGAGACCACUGAGCUAUCGUGGAGCUGAUGUUUUUCUUCUGGCUUUCUCACUGAUCAGUAAAGCCAGCUAUGAGAAUGUUUCGAAGAAGUGGAUACCUGAACUGAAGCAUUAUGCACCUGGUGUGCCAAUAAUUCUCGUAGGGACAAAGCUUGAUCUUCGAGAUGACAAGCAGUUCUUUGUGGACCAUCCUGGUGCUGUUCCUAUCACUACUGCUCAGGGAGAGGAGCUAAGAAAGCAAAUAGGCGCGCCAUACUACAUCGAGUGCAGCUCAAAGACCCAACUAAACGUGAAGGGUGUCUUCGAUGCGGCGAUAAAGGUUGUGCUGCAGCCGCCUAAGGCGAAGAAGAAGAAAAAGGCGCAGAGGGGGGCGUGCUCCAUUUUGUGAUCUAAUAAUGAUCAGUAGACAAAAGAAACAAGGGCGAAGGUGCCAUGGUUCUAUUAUCGCCGCGUCUUGCUUCAGCGAAACAGCAAUGGAUGAUCCCACCCCCUCCCCCCCCUAGAUUUUACUGGCGGCUGCAGCGAGUCGAGGCAUUCGAGAGCGAUAUGUUUGUUUCAUUUCCCUCCUUCCCGCCUUGUGAUUAUCUGGUGUGUGUGACUGACGAGGUCGUGGCAAUUUAGGUAACUCGCUUAGAAGGUAUUUCCCCCGUGUUUGAGCCCCCACCCCCACCAAAAAAAAGAAGGUAUCAUGCUAUCUCUGUUCCAUAAGUAGACAUGAUGUAAUCGUACUAAGUGUUUAUUUUUAUUUUUUUUACUUAUUUCACUUCAAUCAAUGGAAAAUUAUGCUUCCCAAUU
Zea mays is the source of this 1135-nucleotide messenger RNA. RefSeq names its product Rho-related protein from plants 9. NCBI's taxonomy places the organism in Eukaryota, Viridiplantae, Streptophyta, Magnoliopsida, Poales, Poaceae. Gene Ontology annotation, molecular function: GTPase activity; GTP binding. The record is from RefSeq and is marked provisional. Gene Ontology annotation, biological process: small GTPase-mediated signal transduction.